AUGCUGCUCUUCGGUCUUGGGAAGCUUGUUUACGUCGUCGUCCUCAUCAUCAACUCCAUCGCCAUCCUCUCCGAGGACCGCUUCCUCGCUCGCAUUGGCUGGGGCCGCACGCAAGCUGAGCCAGGCUUCGGCGCGACCUACGAUAGCACCAGCGUGAAGGCGAAGUCGGUCAAUUUGAUUGCUAGUGUGCGGACAGUGAUGCGGAUACCGCUCAUCAUCAUCAACGCAAUCAUCAUCGUCUACGAGCUCAUCCUCGGUUGA
Penicillium canariense is the source of this 261-nucleotide messenger RNA. RefSeq names its product YOS1 family protein. Gene Ontology annotation, cellular component: endoplasmic reticulum membrane; COPII-coated ER to Golgi transport vesicle; Golgi membrane. The transcript is spliced from 4 exons. Gene Ontology annotation, biological process: endoplasmic reticulum to Golgi vesicle-mediated transport. The record is from RefSeq and is a predicted model, not a curated record. NCBI's taxonomy places the organism in Eukaryota, Fungi, Ascomycota, Eurotiomycetes, Eurotiales, Aspergillaceae. Bases 1 to 261 code for a protein of 86 amino acids.